UAUACAUAUGUACAAACCCGUGGCAUAGACUAUAGAUAUCCCACGCAAAUCUAAAUCUCUCUCUCUCUAGAUCUCUCUCUCUCAAAAUCUGAGUGAAUCCACCAUGCCAGCCCAAGUGAUGCCUGAGCAAACCCUACAACGCCUCCACGUACUGCAAAAGGAGAUCAAUUCAACUUCAUCUCCUAAAAGGUUGGAAGGGAAAGUGGCCAUCGUCACUGGUGGAGCCCACGGCAUCGGCGAAGCCACUGUGAGAUUGUUCGUAAGACACGGCGCCACCGUAGUGAUUGCUGACGUGGACGACUCGGCCGGAUCUGCCCUGGCCGCCGCGUUAUCCCCCGGCGUCGCGUUUGUCCGUUGCGACGUGUCUUUGGAAGAAGACGUGGAGGCCGUCGUGGACGCAACCGUAUCGCGUUUCGGACGCCUGGACGUGCUUUUCAACAACGCGGGCGUUCUCGGCGACCAGUCCAGACGCAAGAGCAUAAUGGACUUCGACGCGGACGAGUUCGAUCGAGUCAUGCGGGUCAACGUCCGAGGCGCCGCCGUCGGGAUCAAGCACGCGGCGCGAGUGAUGGUCACGCGCCGCUGCGGCUGCAUAAUAUCGACUGCCAGCGUGGCGGGCGUGAUGGGAGGGAUGGGCCCACAUGCGUACACGGCAUCGAAGCACGCGAUCGUGGGGCUGACGAAGAACGCGGCCUGCGAGCUCGGACGCUACGGGAUAAGGGUGAACUGCAUUUCCCCGUUCGGGGUCGCCACGUCGAUGCUGGUAAACGCGUGGAGGAAAAACUCCGGCGAGAGUGAGGAGCACGCGCCGCUGGGGGAGGAUGAGGUGGAGGAGAUGGAGGAGUUUGUGAGAGGGUUGGCGAAUCUCAAGGGAGCGACGUUGAGGGCUAUGGAUAUAGCUGAGGCUGCCUUGUAUUUGGCCAGCGACGAGUCAAAGUACGUCAACGGUCACAACCUCGUCGUAGACGGUGGCGUUACGACCGCUAGAAAUUGCGUCGGCUUGUGAUGUUUGUAUCUUUCUGAUGUUUCAGCAACUUCAACUUGGUCGUGAUUUUCAUCAAAAAAAAAUCAUAAAAAAAAACUUGGUCGUGAUUUUAGCCCAAAAAAAACAAAAAACUUGGUGGUGAUUCAAUAAUAAAGCCAUGAA
Molecule: messenger RNA, 1147 nt
Organism: Tarenaya hassleriana
Lineage: Eukaryota; Viridiplantae; Streptophyta; Magnoliopsida; Brassicales; Cleomaceae
Product: short-chain dehydrogenase reductase 2a
Exons: 2
Coding region: 104-1006 (300 amino acids)
Source: RefSeq, a predicted model, not a curated record